CCGCGUCCUCCUCGAGGACUGCCGAUUUUUGGAGACCCUCAAAGACAUGGCGGUGUGUGAUCCCUUGUCACGGAGCUACGUGCUGCUCCCGCCCAUACCGACGGACCUCGCUGUCCAGGAAGAGCACCCACUUGAUAUCGUGCCCAUCCUUGCUCCCAUUGGCGAUGAUGAAGAUGAGAUGUCGUUCAAGGUGAUAUGCUUAGCCACCUAUGGUUCCAAGAUAACCGCGUUUGUCUUCUCGUCUGUCACACAGCAAUGGUGUAUAGCUGCAUCUAUCGCUCGGAGUUUGUCAGGCGUGGACUAUCGUCCCCUUGGACUGCGCAUGUCUCCCACUUAUGGGUUCCGUGGCUUGUCCGGUUUCGACAACGUGCGCGGAUGCUUCUACUUGGCGUCACCUUGGUUAGACAAGUUGUUCGUGCUGGACACACAAAGAAUGGAGUUUUUCACUGUGAACUAUCACACCGGCUAUGAUAUACUGCUCACACAUCUGCCUGGCCGGAUACUCAAAUUUCUCGCCAGUUACGAUAAACCCCCUAGAAUUCUACCUGGCCAGAACAGAAGUUUGCCUGGCAUUGUAGUAGGUAGAGAAGGAUAUCUCGAGAAGUUUUCUCUCGUCGGUGAUCACAGCCCAAAUGGCUCAUUUGAUCUCUAUCAUAUGACUCAGCAAAACAAUGGUGAAUCUUCCAGUGAUUGGCAGCUAGAGAAUAUUAUACCGUUGCCUCGCGGAUAUGAUUAUUUCACUGUGAGUGCAGCUGAGGGACUCUUAUUCCUUGGAGCCACUACUCAAGAUCAAGUGGAUUUUGAUAUAGCUUCCGGGGUACCAUUGUCCAGGACUGAUUGGGAUAUAGAUUAUUUUUCCCUCGAGGUCAAGACUUCUGAACUGAGGAAGGUUUGUAGGAGCAGGGGGCAAUUCUUCCAAUCUGAACAUGUUCACUGGUACUUUGGCUACCCCCCGCCGUUGUCAAAACCAAGUAUAUGAUGUGGAUGAACUCGCUUUGCUUUCAGUGUCUCUUUUGUGCCAUGCAUCUGGAGCCUUUGCAGAGAAAUGGAGGAUGGUCAAGAUGGUGCUGCCGACCUUACUUGGGCAUUCGUUUUUCUUACGAGGAAUCAGCCAUCCUGUACCUCGCUAUAUGUGCGGUAUGAGGCAAAUGUAAAACAAGAGAUGCUGCAAGCAAGGUGGAUUAGUCCAUGUACUUCGCUACAUAUGCUUAUGUUAAGCGUGUCCUAGCAAGAAAUGUUGUAAUCUACGUGAUUUUUUGUGAACUUUUACAUCCAAGAGGCUUUUUUUUUGUGUGUGUGUGUAUGUGUGUUGGAAAAAUUGUCGAGUAACUUAUUGCUGUCAAAAGUCUCAGCAGUU
Triticum dicoccoides is the source of this 1357-nucleotide messenger RNA. RefSeq lists its product as uncharacterized. NCBI's taxonomy places the organism in Eukaryota, Viridiplantae, Streptophyta, Magnoliopsida, Poales, Poaceae. The transcript is spliced from 2 exons. The record is from RefSeq and is a predicted model, not a curated record. Bases 47 to 979 code for a protein of 310 amino acids.